Rhodamnia argentea is the source of this 1560-nucleotide messenger RNA. RefSeq names its product protein LIGHT-DEPENDENT SHORT HYPOCOTYLS 4-like. Gene Ontology annotation, biological process: mRNA transcription; response to light stimulus. The coding region runs from base 518 to 1108 and encodes 196 amino acids. The transcript is spliced from 2 exons. Gene Ontology annotation, cellular component: nucleus. The record is from RefSeq and is a predicted model, not a curated record. Lineage: Eukaryota; Viridiplantae; Streptophyta; Magnoliopsida; Myrtales; Myrtaceae.
GCCCUAAAACCCUGUUUCUCUUUCCUAAGCUACUUGCCAAAUCUCUCUCUCUCUCCUCUUCAAUGAGUGCUUUCUGAGAUUGGGCCAGACACAUAGGGAGUCUGCUUCCCCCUUUUUUCAGGAAGGAAGGAGAAUGAAACCCAUCUGCCAACCUUUCAUUUCACAGUUUUUCCAGGAGAGAAGGUUUUCAUCAAAAGCCAAUCCAACAUCAUGCAGCUAAGAAGCUAGCUUUUUCCGAGUUCUCGAGGAUUUGUUCAAGCUGAUAUUGGUCCUCCUCACAGCCACCAAACUCCAAAAAAGGAGAGACAAACCCUAGCUUUUGUUCUUGCUCUUCCAUUAACUUUCACAGGGGUACUGUAAUACCCAAUCUCUCUCUGUCUCUCUCUGACUCUGUGAAUUACUGAGAUCUCCCUGAACUGAUCAUCGAGUAGCUUAUGUUCGGGUUCUCACUUUCUUAGGUGUGUUCUUUAGAGACUUCCUUGUCUUGACCAUUAGGCGAGUAACUUCAAGAAGGAGCAUGAUGAAUUCGCUUCCAGAACUUGUUCCCAUCACAGCCCUCAAUCCCACCAGCACCAACUCCAUAACCACCGUUGCCUUGUCAUCCUCCUCUUCCUCCACUUCCCCCUCGGCCACAACCGUGCCGGCGGCCGCGGCGACGUCGAGCCGAUAUGAGAACCAGAAGCGCCGGGACUGGAACACCUUCGGGCAGUACCUCCGCAACCACCGGCCGCCGCUCUCGCUCUCCAGGUGCAGCGGCGCCCACGUCCUCGAAUUCCUCCGGUACCUCGACCAGUUCGGCAAGACCAAGGUCCACACCCAGCUCUGCCCCUUCUUCGGCCACCCGAGCCCGCCCGCCCCCUGCCCGUGCCCGCUCCGCCAGGCGUGGGGCAGCCUCGACGCCCUCGUCGGCCGCCUCCGCGCGGCCUUCGAGGAGAACGGCGGGAAGCCCGAGGCCAACCCCUUCGGCGCGCGGGCCGUGAGGCUGUACCUCCGCGAGGUCCGGGACUCUCAGGCCAAGGCCAGGGGGAUCAGCUACGAGAAGAAGAAGAGGAAGAAGCCGCCCCAACCCUCCAUGAUCGCCGCAGCCGAUCGGGUCGAAAAUCAGUAAGGGAAAAAUGUAACUCUUAGCAUGUGGCAUGUUCAAUAAUCCGACGCCCCCUCUAGUUCAAUUCAAAAAGUUUGAACUUUUAGACAUACGACAGCAUGAUAUAUCGAAGUUAUUAAGCCUCUAUAUGUAUAUGUGUCGUGUCUGCAUAGUGCAUCAUAUGGUGAAAGACCUAGUUCUAUAAAAGAAAAAAAAUCACCAUUAAGAUAGCAAAUGCUUGCUCCUUACAUGGUUUUUUCCAUUAUUGGAUGCUAAAGAAGAAGAGAGAGACUGUGUUCUACUUUUAAGAAGUGGGGUUCAGAUUAUGCCAGUGUAUGUGUCAAAUCUGUAGUGACUCUCCAAAGUGUCGCAUAAAAACUUCCUGUACUUGGUGAAACCCAUGAAGAUUGACGAAUGAGGGGCAGAAAUGGAUUUGCAAGAUCUUUGUUUGGUUGGGUUUUCUUCCCCCCAUUUCA